This is a messenger RNA of Prorocentrum cordatum, 2134 nucleotides long. The record is from the annotation of a GenBank genome assembly. Lineage: Eukaryota; Dinophyceae; Prorocentrales; Prorocentraceae.
AUGGACCCGAACAUUGCAGCUGUACAGGCGAUCGCCCACAACAAGUUCCUUUCCUGGGAAUGGCUGCGAUCAGAGCCAGAUGCGGUCAAGGCCGCAUACCCGCCCCUGCGGAACAAAGACUUCAUCAUCGAGGCCACCCAGCCGCAGGCAGCCCCAGGAGCGAUCCAGAGGCCCAUCAGCACCACCACCAUCAAGGCCGACCUCAACGUGAAUUUGUGCACCUACAACUGCAGAUCACUCAAGGCCACCGUUAGCUUCAAGUCGGGCAAAGGCAAGGCGGCCGGCAAAAGCAAGCAGAGCCUCUCCAAGGUCACGCACCUAGCAGCACAGUUUGCUGACAUGGGCCUGCACGUCGUCGCCCUGCAGGAGACGCAGAGCGAAGGAGACGUCCGCAAUGUAGGUGAAUACGUUUGCUACUCAUCAGGCCACACGCAGCAGAACAGAGGAUGCGACAUCUGGCUCAACGUCUCCCAACCUAUCAGCGCGAGUGGGGCAGCGAAGUACCUAAGUGCCAAAGACACCCUCGUCCUCCACCAGCACGACAGGCUCUUGAUCAUCAAGACCCGCGUUGCAGGCACAGAUAUGGUUAUCGCAUCCGCAUACGCACCCCGCGAAGACUCCCACGCGGCGGAGAAGAGAGAAUUCUGGGAGUCUGCUCAGCGAUUGUCUGACAAGUACCGAGUGGACAUCUUCAUGGGGGACCUGAACGGGCGUCUUGGCGACUACGAGUCCCCAGGAGUUGGCACCAGUGGGUACCCAGAAGUGACCAACGGCAAUGGCAAGCACAUCAUCAGCUUCGCUGCCGACACCAACAUGGAGGUCAUCAACACCACGAGGGAUCCAGGCAACAACUCAUAUACGCACGUCGGAUCGAAGGGGCAGCACCACAGGAUAGACUACAUCCUGCUGAGCUCCUCGAUCGCCCAGUACGUCGCGAGCUGCAGCACGGAGCCAGGUCUGGACCGAGGCACAGCUGCACAAGACCACAUACCAGUACUAGCCACCCUCAAGUGGGCCGUCUGCAAGACCACCAAGGCCUCAGGACCGAGGCCCGACCUGACCAACUUGAACAAUGACGUCGCCAAGGCCAGCUUCAAGGAGAUUCUCAAGCAGGCCCCGAUUAUCCCCUGGGAGGUGGACGUCAACACCCACUGCGAGGAGGCCAUCAGGGUCGUCAACGACGCGGCCAUCCAGGCCUUCGGCAAGGCCUCCAAGGCAACGAGGAAGCCAUACGUCACCAAGACUACCAUGGGCCUGAUCCGAGCCAGGUCUGGGCCCAUAGUUGCCGCGGCCGUCGAGAAGGUGAUCCACAACUCCCAGGAAAUGGCGGACCAGGAGCUUAACCAUUUCGCGAAGAUACAGGCGGGGAAGAUCGUGACAGCGGAUGAUCUUGCUAACAAGUACAAUCACGACAGCAAGAUCAGGCCCUUCGACGGCAUGCUGGAUCUCUCCAUGGUGAUGCCCCUGGCCGUCUGCCAGGCCCAGUUCGCCGCGGCCAAGGCUGGGACGCAAGGAGGCCCCGACGGGCUCACGAACGCUGUCCUCAGGGCGGCCCCCACAGAGGCAGCGAGGCUACUGCACCCCCUCUUCACCAAGGUGGCGACCACCGUGAGAGAGCCGCUGAGCUUCAAGGGUGGAGACCUGGUCGCAAUUCCCAAAGGAAAAGGCGACCCAAGGUACCUCCAAGCCUACCGCGAGAUCCUCUUAAACAACGUCCUGGGCAAGCACCACCACAAAUACCUAAGGACCAUGCUCAACACUACCCUCGCCAUAGCGCUGGAGGACAUCCAGGUUGGCGGCCGGCCCAAGCGAGGGGCGGACAUGGCGGUCCUCGCAGCGCGCCUCUUCACAGAGAGAAGUCAGGCCCAAGGGAAGUGCUCCAUGAUAAGCUGCUACGACUUAAAGGAGGCCUUCUAUUCGGUUGUAGUCCAGCUGGUUCAUGGCAUCCCAGGAGAAGAGGACGAAGUCCAGGAGGUACUAGAGAACCUCGAGGUUCCCCUGCGGGCCCAGCCGCAGCUGGAGCACCUCAUGGCCAACCCAAGGCCUGGCGUGCCCUUGGCCGACGCGGACUUCAAUCUGCUAUUCGGCCGAGUCCACCGUAUGAUUGACAGCUACCUUGCGCAGCGAGGGCUAC